Messenger RNA from Symbiodinium necroappetens, 927 nucleotides. Lineage: Eukaryota; Dinophyceae; Suessiales; Symbiodiniaceae. The record is from the annotation of a GenBank genome assembly.
AUGCUCUUCAAGUACGCCAGCAAGAUCUGUCAACCGAUCCCAGGGCAUCGGCACUUGAACCAUGGACAGUUGGAUCGGUGGAUCGACGACGAGCUGCUGAAGUGCGACUGGCUGAUAGCCGAGGGCCAGGAUCCUGGAAUUCCCGACACGCCCGAGCUGCUGUUGGAAGGUAGUUCUCCUCCACCGCAGUGGGGCCGCCCAGAUCUUUUCGCGAGGCUGCCUGACAUGUCUUGGCUCUGUUUGCUCUGUGGCCGCACUGCCUCCGACAGUCACGUGCAAGGAAAGGACCAUACCAGGUACUUGAAGUAUGAUGAGACGAGAGUGCAGCAGGCCAUCAGGGCUACACGGGAAAAGUUCAAGCUGCAGUCUUCUAGCUCUGGCGACCCUAGCAUCUCUGCAGAAGAUGCAGCAGGCUACCCGCCGGAGUCCACCCCGGAGGCGAGAUGCGACCCCUCUGCCGAUGGUCCCCCGGCUUCCUGGGGCCGCAAGGACAUUUUUCUGAAACUGCCGGAUGGUUCGUGGACUUGCCUGCUCUGCGACCGGGGCGCCACAGACGAGCACGUUGGGUCGAAAAAGCACGAGAACAACCUCAGAUACUCAGACGGAGAGAUCUUGAAAUGGGUAGCCCAAAACAGGCAGAAGCACGCAAAGACACAAGGCGCAUCUACUGCAGCAGCAGCUUCCGAGGAGGCGGAGACGGCAGCUCCUGCGAUGCCCAUACAAGGAGGAGCUCAGAGACCUCCGGCAAGUUGGGGUCCAACCAAGUUCUACUGGCUCAACAAGGAUGGAGUUUGGGAGUGUCUCCUGUGUGACAAAUUCGCCACCGAAGAGCACGUACAGAGCAAAAAUCAUAUCAGGUAUGCUAAAUUUUCCGAGAAGGAUAUUGACAAAUACAUCCGCGAAACGCUUGCGCGAAAGCAGAGCUGA